GUUUAUUUGUAAAGACCGCUUUAAAUUCAAUAUGGCCUCUAAUAAUUAAGGUUUGUGCCACACAUUUGCUAAUGAAUUGAGGGUGUCCAAGCAUGCCGAGGAGGAGGUGUGGCGUUGUGCUAGACCUCCUUAAACUCGGAUGUCUAUGUUCCUGAUUCAGAGCUCGGGUUGGUGCGGUAAGAACAGAAACAGGCUGCCCUUACUGGGCGGAUCAGACUUCUCACUCCAGCUGCGUGGACGGGACCACACAUUCACAAACUCCUCAAAAGAAAAGCAAACAAUUUCACUCGUAUUUUGAGCGUUGAGCGUCAGUCAAAGUCUUCUUUACGUAUUUCAAAAGUUCUCCACAAACGUAAGGAUGUUUUUUUUUAAUGAUCAUCGCAUCUAAAAAUCUGAAUGGACAUUUAUGCCUCGGUGCCUCACAAGGACAUCUGAAUCCUCGAUGUGACCUCAAGGUUUCUACAGGCUUCCAGGAGGUUCGGAGAACAUUUGCUACGUUAAAACUAUAAUAAUGCAACAUCCUUUGGAGAUUGGGGCGCACUACUACCCCCCGGAUGUCCAUCCAGACCAAAGGUCUCACAGGUACAGGAGUUUCAUGAUUGAAGAGAUUCUUACAGACCAUCCGGAUCACAAGAUAUCAAGUCCCACUGGAGACCUUCUCAAAUUUGGAGUACAUGCCCUUUUGUCCGCCAGACCAUACCACAACCACUUAGUCCUGAAAGCAGACCAGACCAGUAUCCUUAAGUUUCCAGUGUCUCCUCUGUCCUGCUCGCUCGGGGCGCCGUUGGGCUCUGCGCUUCUGUCCGGAGCUGCGGGUCUGCAGAUGGGGUCUUCGUCCCAUCAUCUCCCGCUGGACCUCCAUCUUCGGGGUAAACUCGACCCUGGAGCUGAUUCAGUAAGCAAGACUAAGAAAGGAAGAAGGAGUAGGACUGUGUUUACCGAGCUACAGCUGAUGGGCUUGGAAAAACGAUUUGAGAAACAAAAGUAUCUCUCAACUCCUGACAGAAUAGACCUGGCGGAGUCUCUAGGCCUGAGUCAGCUUCAAGUCAAAACAUGGUAUCAAAACAGAAGAAUGAAAUGGAAAAAAAUCGUGUUGCAAGGAGGUGGGCUAGAAUCUCCGACCAAACCCAAGGGCCGUCCAAAAAAGAACUCCAUCCCCACCAGCGAACAGCUGUCGGAGCAGGAGGCGAUACGAGAAGCGGACCGCUUAUCCGACGGCGGUGCUUCUUCACUUUCUGAUGCAAACCAAGAGGAAUAAAUGAGAAGACCCCGAUCCGUGCGAAUACGUUUGUCUCCGGGACACAGACGGACCUAUAAUUGGCCUCUUUGGAUCAUUGUGCACCGAUGCCUUUAUGUUGGCACUUACACAGACCUAACCACUUGGCCUGAUUUUAUACUACAUAUGUUUUGUCUGUUUGUUUGAUUACGCCAACUUUUGCGGGCCUCGAAAAGUCAUAGUGAACUUUUUCCAGGGACCUGAGGGGUGGUUAGUAGUGAAUGAUCUUUCUCUCAGCAUUGAAGGCUGUAGUAUCAUGGACUUUUUUAUCGG
Messenger RNA from Sinocyclocheilus grahami, 1549 nucleotides. RefSeq names its product BARX homeobox 1 (gene barx1). Bases 512 to 1258 code for a protein of 248 amino acids. Gene Ontology annotation, molecular function: DNA binding; DNA-binding transcription factor activity, RNA polymerase II-specific. Gene Ontology annotation, biological process: regulation of DNA-templated transcription. The record is from RefSeq and is a predicted model, not a curated record. The transcript is spliced from 5 exons. Lineage: Eukaryota; Metazoa; Chordata; Actinopteri; Cypriniformes; Cyprinidae.